Sphenostylis stenocarpa is the source of this 624-nucleotide messenger RNA. The record is from the annotation of a GenBank genome assembly. Lineage: Eukaryota; Viridiplantae; Streptophyta; Magnoliopsida; Fabales; Fabaceae.
AUGAAGAUCUCACUCUUGAAAUUUUUAAUUCUCUAUUUUUCCUUCACCAUAGAACUCUUCAUUGGUAUUGCUGUAGCAGCUCCUGAACCAGUACUUGACACCUCAGGCCAGAAACUGAGAACAGAUGUCAAGUACUACAUUCUGCCAGUCUUGAGAGGCAAAGGUGGUGGCCUAACAGUUUCAAGUAGUGGCAACAACACAUGCCCCCUUUUUGUGGUGCAAGAGAAGCUUGAAGUCUUGAAGGGCACCCCAGUUACUUUCACACCCUACAAUGCCAAAAGUGGUGUCAUCCUAACCUCAACUGAUCUCAACAUCAAGUCCUAUGGGACAAACAUCACCUGUGACAAACCGCCAGUGUGGAAGCUCCUCAAGGUGUUAACUGGGGUGUGGUUUUUGGGCACUGGUGGUGUUGAAGGCAAUCCAGGGAUUGACACCAUUGUCAAUUGGUUCAAGAUUGAGAAGGCUGAGAAAGACUAUGUAAUUUCUUUCUGUCCCUCAGUGUGCAAUUGCCAGACUUUGUGCAGGGAACUUGGGUUAUAUGUUGGUGAUGAUGGAAACAAGCAUUUGUCUCUGAGUGAUAAGGUUCCAUCCUUCAGGGUUAUGUUCAAGAGGGCACCAAACUAA